Thyridium curvatum is the source of this 1107-nucleotide messenger RNA. RefSeq lists its product as uncharacterized. The record is from RefSeq and is a predicted model, not a curated record. Lineage: Eukaryota; Fungi; Ascomycota; Sordariomycetes; Thyridiales; Thyridiaceae. The transcript is spliced from 2 exons. The coding region runs from base 1 to 1107 and encodes 368 amino acids.
AUGGAGAAAUCCGUAGAGUCCCUGACACUCAAGCGAAAGCGUGAUGCCACGCCGGCUGAGAUGCUGGAGGAGCUGGAGGAGCUGGAUCGAGCUGAGCUCAGCGAUGACAGCAAGGAUCUCGUGGACGAGCUUCAGGCGAAGGCAAAAGCGGCUUUCGACGACCCGGAACUGGACCAGGAUAGCCUGAAAGCGUCUUGGACAGUUUUCGAUCGGCUGUAUAAGAAGGUUUUGAAGGGGAAGCGGGAAGUUGUCCGUCUCAAGGAAGAGAAGAACCAGUUGAGUGAGAAGCUCUCCGAGGCCGAACAGGACCUUGGUGAGGCUGCCAGCCAACUCAACCGGUUCGGCUUCUUGUUCAAGAUUGGCGACUGGUGUGAGGCAAUUCACGACGCCAUCAAAUAUUACGAGGAGAGAGACGCCAAGACCAAUCAUUCUUCGAAUAAUAACGUCAUUAAGCGCGCUGAAGAUGCCUGCAAGUUCCACCACCUCACCGUCGAUAAAUUCCCACCAAACAAAGCCCAAGGCUAUGCCACAAACUCGAGGCAAUGGUCAGCAGCGAGAGGAAAGUGGUGCACCUCUGUUGUUGCCAAUGUCGAGCCCGAGCUAAAGGACGUCGGGAAAUGGAAAGAGUCUGGGGAGGACCCAUCCCAAGCACCUUUCACGCCAUACCUAGAUCGACUUGAUCUGCUAUGCCAAGAUGCUGGCCUCUCGAGGACUAGUUACCUGGCCACAGCCAGGGUCUACUCGGAGCGGAAUGAGGCCGCCCAUAACCCUUGCAUCAAACUUGUCGACCAUGUUGAUCCGGCUACCAAAAUAGUAGACUGGCAUGAGGUCAAGAAGGCUUGUGAGAGCAUCAAAGAAGGGAGCAAGAAGGAAUUGGACGAAGGUCGAUUCACUGCAGAGAAUCACUCCUUCUUUGUGGACACGGUCAAUCACUGGCUGCGGAUGCACGUCUCCUCCUGGCCAGCAGGAUCAGCCCCUGUGUUAACGACGUUUGGGGAAUUUGAGCGAGACAAGGCUGAAAGGGCGGCCUCGAAGAGGUUGAAUCCGGCGGCACACAAUCCUCAUCAUGGCCCUUCAUACAAGAAGGGCAAGUAUGACGAUCUUUGA